AUGCAACUGAUCGCGGAGGCGACGCGAUCGAUCCAUGAGGUCACCGUGUUCCGAGAGCGGUCGCUGGCGCAGUCGGAGGAGCCCAAGUUCCUGGACUUGGAAGAUGAGGAGCUGAUCCGGCGGUUGGGAACCGCCUUGCUCAGCCCCGAUAGCCAGAGUGGCGAGGACUAUAGGCCUGCAGCGGCCGACGCCGGCAGCGGCGGGCACUUGCAGCACGGCUGCGGCCACGCCGCGGGUGGCCACGGGCAGAGCGACGGACACUGUGUAGAGGCGAUUCCCCCGACGCGUCUGCGACCGAAGUCGCUCAGCUUCACCAAGAACGCUCACGGUCAUGGCCACGGCAGCUCCUGCGGCGCCGGCUGCUCGCACGGGGAGGGCGACGAUGACCUAAGGUCGCCCGACCUGACCCCGAGGCACCCGGGGCUGCACGCCGCGCAACAGGACUUCACCGUCCAGGGGAUCCACCUGGCGACGCCCAGCCACUGCCAGUUCGCAGAGGUUCCGAAGACGAUGAGCCACGGCGGCAUCGAGGUGAGUCCGUGCAGCAACCACGUCUGCUGCCCCAGCGUGGACGCGGCGGGGACCAGCGUGAUGCAGCUCAACGGGCACUGCGACUACCCCGGGCACUGCGUGCGGCUGCGCAACACCUUCAUCCACGUCGAGUGCUCCAAUGCUGGCGACGAGGACCAGGAGGACUGCGCCCUCUGCGGCAUUGUCCACCGCCAGCGCGCCCGCUCCGCCGACGACCUCGAGUUCCGGAGGAGCGGUCAGCCCGCCGCCCAUGGCGCCUCGCCGGGCGCCUCGCCCGCGCUCAGGGCGCGGGCCGAUCCCGACGGCGCGGAAGCCGCCGCCGACGCCGAGCUGGCGCCAGCGCCUGCGCCCAAGCGGGUGCCGCCCCCGGCGGCGAAGGCAGCGCCGACGGAAGAGGUCAGCGGCCGCGCGGCUGGCGGUGCGGCGCGGCAGUGGCAGUGGCAGUGAGGGCACGGAGGCAGCUGAGACAGGGUGCCCUGGCCCACUGAGCGCCGGGCGCGUACAGCGGCGACAGCCCAACGCAGGCGCAGUGAGCCUGGCGGCAGCGGGCAUGCCCGCCUGCCUCCGGGCCGCACUCGCGCGGCCUCCCGCAGGGUGCCCGCUCGCUUGUCUGGUGGUCGUGGCGUCACAGUUCCUCCUGAGCCAGGAAGCAACCACGAGGGGUGAAUUUACUGUUUGUCGUGCGGCGUGUGUCGCUUUUUGGUGCGUGCGAGGGUCUAGUUGCCAGGAAUGCUGGCAAGCACGCGUUACUUUUAGUUUCUCGAUUAGUCCCAUCCCUACCUCGUCGCCGUGUCCAACCUCCUUUCACAUUCUCACUCUUUCCCGCUCUUCCGACCCUUUACUUUUUUGCUCUUGUUCAGGAAAGAUUGCCAGAGGGGUGUAGCAAUUGUGUUGUUUCGUAUCUUCAGUCACGCAGAGUCAUGCGGCUGAGCCCAUGAGGUGCGUUGUAGGAUCUCAGUAAUACUAGCUUCCUGCCAGGAGGUCCAACCCAACAAGGGUUUUGCGACCCACAGUGCGGGUACGCGUACAGGCGAGCAGGGGUGUGUUUUUUUGUUUUGUUGUGCAUAGUGCAAGUGCCACCCAACAUGGAUGGAUAGGGAAAGGGUUCGGAAGACAA
Molecule: messenger RNA, 1648 nt
Organism: Prorocentrum cordatum
Lineage: Eukaryota; Dinophyceae; Prorocentrales; Prorocentraceae
Source: the annotation of a GenBank genome assembly